Molecule: messenger RNA, 240 nt
Organism: Anisakis simplex (herring worm)
Lineage: Eukaryota; Metazoa; Nematoda; Chromadorea; Rhabditida; Anisakidae
Source: the annotation of a GenBank genome assembly
AUGGUAAACUGGCUGGUGGUGACAUUGAACACUGUUAAUUUACUGGAGAAAUCUCGAGUGGUGAGGCAAGCGCCUGGCGAACGUAGUUACCACAUUUUCUACCAAAUGAUGUCCGGCUAUCAUCCAAAACUUAAACAGGAAUUACAUCUAACGAACGACCUGAAAUACUACCACUUCUGCUCACAAGCUGAGCUCACCAUUGAUGGAGUUGAUGACAAGGAAGAAAUGGGUCUUACACAG